Caenorhabditis elegans is the source of this 1760-nucleotide messenger RNA. RefSeq names its product Endoplasmic oxidoreductin (gene ero-1). Gene Ontology annotation, biological process: protein folding in endoplasmic reticulum. Gene Ontology annotation, molecular function: flavin-dependent sulfhydryl oxidase activity; protein-disulfide reductase activity; thiol oxidase activity. Gene Ontology annotation, cellular component: endoplasmic reticulum; endoplasmic reticulum membrane. The transcript has 7 exons. NCBI's taxonomy places the organism in Eukaryota, Metazoa, Nematoda, Chromadorea, Rhabditida, Rhabditidae. The coding region runs from base 3 to 1544 and encodes 513 amino acids. The record is from RefSeq and is marked reviewed.
UGAUGAGAGAACCAUUACUCCAAUUAAUAGUUCUAUCACUAAUAAUCAUCGUCGUCAAUACACAAUUCGAAUCGGGUCGUCUAUGUUUCUGUAAAGGGUUCGAAGCGGUUGAGCCAUGUGAUUGCUCGAAACCUCAGACUAUUGAUAAAUUGAAUAAUCAUCGAAUUUAUGAGAAAGUACAGAAGUUGCUCAAAAAGGAUUUCUUCCGGUUUUAUAAGGUAAAUAUGGAUAAAACAUGCCCAUUCUGGGCAGACGAUCGACAAUGUGGCACAAAUCAAUGCGGAAUCGCAUUCUGUGAUGAUGAGGUUCCCGCGGGACUUCGACGACGAAAUGCAGUGAAUAUGGUACGCAGAAGCUCUCAUGAGAGUAGUCAUGAAAUAUCAGAAAAUCAUAACAACAACCGCCAACAACGCUGGAAUGAGACAACGAAAAUUGGGGUAAUUGUUCAGGAGGCUGCUGCUGUGAAAGAGGAAGAAGAUGAUGAUGCUGAAAAGUGUGCAGAUGCUGGAAAUAAUAUUGAUCCAAUGGAUAGAACACUUCAUGAUGAUGAGAAACGACAAUUGGAUGCGAUGGAUCAUCAUGAUGAUGGACUGGAGGACAAAUUCUGUGAAAUUGAAGAUGACGAGUCAGAUGGUAUGCACUAUGUGGAUUUAUCGAAGAAUCCGGAACGCUACACGGGAUACGCUGGAAAAUCGCCGCAAAGAGUGUGGAAGAGCAUUUACGAGGAGAAUUGUUUCAAACCGGAUCCCAAAUUCGACAAGAAUUUUUUGACGAAUCCCAGUAAUUUUGGGAUGUGCCUUGAGAAGCGAGUUUUCUAUCGAUUGAUUUCGGGACUUCACUCGGCGAUUACUAUCUCAAUUGCUGCGUAUAAUUAUAAGCCACCACCACCAUCACUUGGACAAUUCGGUUCACAAAUGGGUACAUGGUUCCGUAAUACGGAAAUGUUCGCCGGCCGGUUUGGUACAAAAUGGUCAUGGGAAGGACCACAACGUCUUCGAAAUGUCUAUUUCAUCUAUUUACUCGAACUUCGUGCACUUUUAAAAGCUGCUCCAUACCUUCAAAAUGAGCUAUUCUACACUGGAAAUGACGUGGAAGACGCUGAAACUCGAAAAGCCGUCGAAGAUCUUUUAGAAGAAAUUCGUGCGUAUCCAAAUCAUUUUGACGAAUCGGAAAUGUUCACUGGUGUUGAAUCACAUGCACGGGCUCUCCGAGAGGAAUUCCGAUCGCAUUUUGUGAAUAUCUCGAGAAUUAUGGAUUGUGUUGAGUGCGAUAAAUGUCGGCUUUGGGGAAAAGUUCAGACACACGGAAUGGGAACGGCGCUCAAAAUUCUUUUUUCGGAUUUACCACAUUCACAUUAUAAACAGGACUCGUCGAAGUUCCAGUUGACUAGAAACGAAGUGGUCGCCCUUUUGCAAAGUUUCGGUCGUUACUCGUCAAGUAUUCUGGAAGUUGACAAUUUCCGAGAAGACAUGUAUCCAGGUGAAUCUGUAAUGAAUACAGCUGCAGAUGGUCCUCCAAGGAAAUCCAAUAAAAUUGAUCUGUAGCCCCCGCUUUUUUUUUGAAAAAAAUCCACUUUCUUCUGCGUUUUCUUUUGUUGUUAUGGGUCACUUUUAUUUAUCUAAGAUUUUUUCAAAUUUUUCAUAUUUUCUUUCCCCUGCUCUCCCUAAAACCAGUUAUCAUAUUCUCGUUGUGUUGUGUACAUAAUUAUGAUUGAUAUAAUAAUAAUUGAUUCCCUCGAAAUAUAUAGACAUUUUUCAUUU